This is a messenger RNA of Rhopalosiphum padi (bird cherry-oat aphid), 3135 nucleotides long. RefSeq names its product mediator of RNA polymerase II transcription subunit 15-like. Lineage: Eukaryota; Metazoa; Arthropoda; Insecta; Hemiptera; Aphididae. The transcript is spliced from 12 exons. Gene Ontology annotation, biological process: regulation of DNA-templated transcription. Bases 301 to 2094 code for a protein of 597 amino acids. Gene Ontology annotation, molecular function: transcription coregulator activity. The record is from RefSeq and is a predicted model, not a curated record.
CGUAUCUUUAUUCUUUAAAAGCUUUUUCUAAUGAUUAUAAUUUUCUACUUGCGUUUUGCCGACUUCUGACUAGUGAAUUGUGACUUAAAAAUUUAAAGAUUUCAUUCGGCAAUUUUUAUUUGUAGUUACCUCAUAGAAUAUUGUCGCUAUUAAAAAUAAUUAUUUUUGUUCAAUUGUUAGUUUGAAAACAGACAGCUUGUCGUUGAUUUAUUUGUCGAUAUUUCAAUAGUGUUCAGUUUUCAACUAUAAAUCGAUAUUAAGUAGGUGCAUACUAUACAAUAUACACUUACAACAGCAGUCAUGAGCGACGAUGAUAUUUGGCGUACUUCGAGUUUUCGACACAAUGUGGUCAAUAAAAUUGAUGAAGCUAUUGCUCAAUCAGGAAUGCCCACGUCAAAGAACAGUUUGGAAAUGGAAAAUCAUGUGUUCUUGAAAGCCAAAAGUAAAGAUGAGUACUUAAGCUUUGUUGCACGUUUGUUGUUACAUGUAGGUGGAAGAGAUAUGAGAGGUGGUAAUCAGAUGAUGAAUAUGAACCAAAACCCUGGUCCUGUAAAUGCAACAACAUUAUUGCAAACAUUAAACAAUCGACCACAAACUCAAAAUAAAUUACCUGGCCAAAUGACAAUGGGACCUGGUCCAAUGAACCAAGGUCCAAUGAGUCAAGGUCCAAUGAACCAAGGUCCACCAUUAAGACCUAGUGGACCUAUGGGUCAAGGACCAAUGAUGCAAAAUCCUAAUGCAGGUCCUAUGGGCAAUCAGAUGGGUCAAGUGCCUCCUAUGCCUAUGUCUUCAGUCAUGGGUGGUCCACCAAUGCAAAAUAUGCCUGUUCAAAUGCCUGUACAAGGGAUGCCUGUACAAGGGAUGCCUGUACAAGGUAUGCCUGUACAAGGUAUGCCAGUGCAGGGUAUGCCUGGUGUUGUUCCGAAUAAUAUGCCAUCAAAUGCUAUGGGUCGUAUGCAACCAAGAAAAAUGGCUGUUGGCCCAGAAAAUGUGAUGAUGAUUCCUAAUCAACCAGUCGUUGGAGGAUAUCCAGCUGGACCACCAAGGUCUGUAGGGAGUAAUCAAUUUCUUAGUCACAAUAGUCCUUCAUCGCCUCAACAAUCACCUGUUAAUGUUCUUCCGUCUAGUAAUCAAAUGAUUGGUUCACCAAGUGGUCCUCAACUAACUCCUAGUGGUCAAAUGAGUGGGCCGAUUAGAUCAAUUGGUAAUGUGCCAUCUCCAGGUAGUUCAGUUCCAUCAUUAAAUACUCCUAUGAACCCGUCAUCUAAUGCGGGUCCAAGUCCUCUUGCACAAGAAGACAUAGCAUAUAGAGAAAAAGUUAGGCAACUGAGCAAAUACAUUGAACCUUUACGAAAAAUGAUUGCACAUAUGGGGAAUGAAGAUGUUGAAAAAUUAAGUAAGAUGAAAAAGCUUCUAGAAAUACUAUCAACUCCCACCCAACGGAUGCCGUUGGAAACUUUAUUGAAAUGUGAAAUUGCUUUGGAAAGAUUAGACUUAAGCAGAGGAGAAGGUGGUAGUGUUCCUCCGCCACAAUCAUCUACCAUGAGAGAGGUGCAUCCAUUAAUUGAAGUGAUUGGGUCAAUGAUACAAUCACCAAACUUUAAUCAUACGCUUCACAGAACAUUUGCACCUUGCAUAGAAUUUAUGGUGGGCCAAAGACGACCUUUAUCACCACCACCAUAUACAGGAAAUGAAAAUUCCAAUGAAGUUCAAAGUAUCAUACCUAAAGCAUUAGAAGGGGAAAUUGCAAGACUCGAUCAACGUUUCAAGGUUUCUUUAGAUCCUGUUCGUCCAAGUGGAGUUUCUUGUAUCCGUCUCUUAUGUUGGUUGGAUGAUAAAAAUCUGCCUUGUGUACCCCCAAUUAAUAUCAUUGUUUAUGAGAAUUAUCCCCCUGCAAAUCCCGCAUGUAUAAUUUCGUCCAAUGAUUAUGGUGGCACAUCAUUUCUCAUGUGUGUUAAAGAUGUGUUUGAGUCAAGAAUGAUGUUGAUGCCAGUCCGUUUUACAGUGUCUCAUAUACUUGACUCAUGGGAAAUGAGUGUUAGGCAAGCAGUAGCUCUUUUACUUGAUAACAAAGAUUCAAUAGCCAAUAAUUGAAUGUGGUAAAACUCAUAUCUCCUGAACUCCAUAAAGUUAUGCUCAUUUUAUUUUGUUGUUAUUAUUAUUAUUAUUACUUUUAUUUGUGUAAGCAACAAUCCUUUGUAUUAAGUAUUUUUUAACAAUUAAUCAUUUUCUUUAAUUUAUUUUUAAUUUAUAUAGCAAAAAAAAAACAAAUAUGGGUAAAAAUAUAACAAACUUAUGAUCAAAAUAUGUUUUAACAUAAAUAAUAAUUAAAUAUUAAAAUUCAACACAGUUUUUAUAAAACCAUUAGUGCUGGUGAACUAUCUUCAAGUUUAUUAUCAUCAAAAUUUUUCUUUCACGUAUAUAAUUUGUUUUCCUUCAAUAAAAGUCUUCUAUUUUCAUAUUUAAUUGUAGUUAAGAGCAAAACAAGUGAAUUAUAUGAUUUCACUAUAUUUCAGGUAACAUACAAAGUUAUAGUGGUAUUGUUUUGCAUUUUCACAUUUUUUUUUAAGACAUUUACUCUCAUGUGUUAUCUCUGUCUUACUAACAUACAUCAUAGUAAAUGUUCAUUGAGCAGAACACAUUUUGUUAUAGCUUUAAUAUAAUAGUAAAUUUACCUAAUAUCAAAUUUAAAUGUUAAAAUAUUAUCUAUGAAAUUUCAUAUGCUUUUAUUGAUAUUAUAAUUUUAAAAUGAGUUAAAGCUAUGUAAAAUAUUACAACUUUAAUAUUCAUAACUCACUAUAAAAUGAUAAUAUUAAUAAAAGCCUAUGACAUUUCCCAGAUAAUAUUCUUACCCUUAAAUUUUAUGAUAGGUAAAUUUAUUCUAAUAUUAAAGCUAACAUUACAAAAUUAAUUCUGCUAAACAAAAAUUUCCCUAUUGUAUACAUGUAAGACAGAUAACACAUACGGGUAUAACGUCCUCUUACUAUGAGCUAUUUCGUAAUAUUUUUACCCAUACUUGGAUCUCCUAUAAUUAUUUAUUUAUUUGUUUUUCAAAAAAUUGUAUUAUUAAAUUGUUAAUUUACUGUAAAAAGUAAAUAAUUGUUUCAAAAUAAAAUAUAUACAUUUUGAUACUUA